AUGUUGUGGCCUCCUACCCCGGCGCAAUGCGCGCGAGGCUACAUCAGAACCUCCCAAAAAUUCAGAAUACACCAGGCAUAUGCAUCCAGAGCGGCCGCCAUUCUACGACGCCGCUACGCCAGCGAAUCCGAAAGACACGAUCAUCCAGACACAACCCGCCAAACCACCCUUUCCCAGUCAGCGCAUCCAAGAUUUAACGAUAUCGGCGUCCAGCAACUAAGCGACUCUCUCCAUCCACAGGUCUUCCCCAAAGGCGCGACGAGACCACGACCUGAUCUGGUUGAACUCUCGAAGGACCACCUCCGACGCCACGAGUUGUUGGGAAAGAAUCAAGAUGACACACCGGCAAUCGGACUGGAUGCGCCACCGCUCCAUGGGACUACCCUGGACGAACACUUCACAAAAUUGGGCAUGGAUGCCUCGGAGCCAUACCUGUCUUACGGCAAGUCAUUUGUGAGAGCGAACACUCCUCAAAGACCGCGGAAAUGGGUGACCAGAAGUGGCUGGACAAAAUACAAUUCUGACAUGACGACGGAGGAAGUAGCAGCUCCUGACGAGACCAUGCUAUCGUUCGAUGUGGAGACGAUGUGGAAGGAAACACCUUUCGCGGUCAUGGCCACUGCUGCAAGUCCUACCGCCUGGUAUGCUUGGAUAUCUCCAUGGCUCUUAGGCGAGACGGACAACCCUAGACAACUCAUCCCGUUGGGUGAUCCAACCAAGCCCCGAAUUAUAGUCGGGCAUAACAUCGGCUAUGACCGAGCACGUGUCAAAGAGGAGUAUGACCUCAAGCAGUCGCGGAAUUUCUUCAUUGAUACAAUGUCCUUACAUGUGGCGGUCAAUGGCAUGUGUUCAAGACAGCGCCCGACUUGGAUGAAGCACAAGAAGAAUCGAGAUUUGCGCGACAAAAUGUCUGGCGAUCACAACUCAGUGGAGCUGCAGACAAUGCUGGAGAGCAAGAUGCUGAGUGAGGAAGAGGAGGAACUGUGGGUGGCAAGGAGUUCCAUCAACUCUCUCCGUGAUGUUGCCAAAUUCCACUGUGGUGUCACCAUCGACAAGAGCCAGAGGGACUACUUUGGUGAACUGGACCGAGAUGGUAUCUGCCAAAGGCUUGAGGAACUAUUGGACUACUGCGCGGCAGAUGUUGCAAUCACCCAUCGGGUCUUCCAAAAAGUCUUUCCAAAUUUCCUGGAGACCUGUCCCCACCCGGUCAGCUUUGCUGCACUACGACAUCUGUCAUCCGUCAUCCUACCUGUGGACAGCUCCUGGGACGAAUAUCUCAAGAGAGCCGAGAAGACAUACCAGGAAAGGCUGGAAGAAGUCCAAAAGAAACUCCUACAAUUGUCAGAAGCGGCUCUCGAAGUCAAAGCGCAGCCCGAAGUAUACAACAAGGAUCCAUGGUUGAACCAGCUGGACUGGUCGGGCCAGGAGAUCAAGUACAAGAAACCCAAGAAGAAGGGUGAAGAGCCUGUGCCAGUUGCUCGACAGAAGAAGCCAGGUGCUCCGAACUGGUACAAAGACCUAUUCACUUCAAACACCUCCCCCAUCAACCUGACAGUCCGAACGAGGAUUGCUCCUCUGUUACUGAAACUUUGCUGGGACAGCUACCCGCUUGUGUGGUCUGACAAGCACGGUUGGACCUUCCGAGUACCCAGCCAAGAUUCUGGCAAAUACGAGAACAGCAAUGUUGUUUGCUGUGACAUGUCCGAAGAAACCAACCCCAGUCUCCAAACUGACUACUAUCAUACCUACUUCAAACUUCCUCACAAAGAUGGGCCGGCAGCGCGCUGUGCUUCCCCCCUAGCAAAAGGAUAUAUGCAAUACUUCGAGUCCGGCAUUCUGUCGUCGCAAUAUGCUCUAGCUAGGGAGGCAUUGGAGAUGAACGCUUCGUGCUCCUACUGGAUCUCGGCACGGGAUCGCAUCACCUCGCAAAUGGUUGUCAGAGAGGCUGAUCGAGAGCCCCAGCUAGCAGGAGAGUCUGAUCAAGGAUUCAUCCUUCCGCAGAUCAUACCCAUGGGCACCAUUACACGGCGAGCCGUCGAAAACACCUGGCUUACUGCUUCGAACGCCAAAGCCAACAGAGUCGGUUCAGAGCUGAAGGCAAUGGUCAAGGCGCCUCCUGAAUACUGCUUUGUGGGUGCCGACGUCGACAGCCAGGAACUAUGGAUUGCAUCACUGGUGGGUGAUGCACAGUUCCAGCUUCAUGGUGGCAAUGCAAUUGGCUUCAUGACUUUGGAAGGGACCAAGGCUGCGGGGACCGAUCUUCAUUCUAAAACGGCGAAGAUUCUAGGCAUCUCGCGUAACGACGCCAAAGUGUUCAACUACGGUCGGAUCUAUGGAGCAGGUCUCAAAUUCGCGGCCACCCUACUGCGACAAUUCAACCCUACUCUUUCCGAGACGCAGUCGAAUCAGAUCGCCAUGAAGCUGUACAAGGAGACCAAAGGCACCCGCACACGUCGCAAAGCAUUUGGAAAUGGAUCUUUCUGGCGCGGAGGAACGGAGUCGUUCGUCUUCAACAAGCUCGAAGAGUUUGCAGAGCAGGAGCGUCCUCGGACCCCGGUGUUGGGAGCCGGGAUCACCGAAGCCCUGAUGCGUCGAUUCAUCAACCAGGGAUCAUUCAUGACCUCGCGCAUCAACUGGGCGAUUCAAUCGUCCGGGGUCGAUUAUCUGCAUCUCCUCAUCAUCAGCAUGGACUACUUGAUCCGCCGGUUCAACAUUGAUGCUCGGCUCGCCAUCACGGUCCACGACGAGAUCAGAUAUCUGGUCAAGCAUGAAGAUCGAUACCGGGCAGCGUUGGCCCUGCAGAUCAGCAAUCUCUGGACCCGGGCCAUGUUCAGCCAGCAGAUGGGCAUCGAAGAUCUGCCUCAAUCAUGUGCAUUUUUCUCCGCGGUCGACAUCGACCAUGUCCUCCGCAAGGAAGUCGACAUGGACUGCGUGACGCCCAGCCAUCCCGAGAAGAUCCCUCACGGAGAGAGCCUGGAUAUCAACCAACUCCUCGCCAAGGGGAAGGAUGCGUUCUUGGAUCCCACCAUAAUCCCCAAGGGCGGUCCGAUCGACCUCGAUAGGUAUACCUACACACCACGACAAAGCGUCAUGUCGACACUCAACGGCUCCGACGAUGUGAAUUAUAUUCGGGCCCAAAUCACCGACGACGACAAAGAACUCAGAGCCAUCAUCAAGGAUGCUGAGAGAGAGUCAAGUUUCACUACCGAAACCACGACCUUCUCUACCCCCAAUUCCAACAGCGAGCACGGUGGCAGCAGCGUUUCCACAAAGAAAACCGCAGCGACCACGGCUACGGCAACGGCUGCUGCCAAAUCUGCUGCUGCUCCUCGAGGCCGACGUCCCAAAGCAAAAGUGCCGAUCCCGCCUCACGCGCAGCCCCAGCGCGCCGUGCUCAUGGAAGUUGAGGACCGGUGGAACAUGGGCUACAAGAAGGCCUUUCCGGGGCCCUCACCGUCUCAUAAGCCGUGGUUGACGGAGGAGAAGCGAUCACCGGCAGCCCAGUGGACCAGUCGCUGGGCGAAUGAUGGAUGGGAGGUUUGA
This is a messenger RNA of Capronia coronata CBS 617.96, 3543 nucleotides long. RefSeq names its product DNA polymerase gamma 1. NCBI's taxonomy places the organism in Eukaryota, Fungi, Ascomycota, Eurotiomycetes, Chaetothyriales, Herpotrichiellaceae. Gene Ontology annotation, molecular function: DNA binding; 3'-5' exonuclease activity; DNA-directed DNA polymerase activity. Gene Ontology annotation, cellular component: gamma DNA polymerase complex; mitochondrion. Gene Ontology annotation, biological process: mitochondrial DNA replication. The transcript has a single exon. The record is from RefSeq and is a predicted model, not a curated record. Bases 1 to 3543 code for a protein of 1180 amino acids.